This is a messenger RNA of Strongylocentrotus purpuratus (purple sea urchin), 6455 nucleotides long. Its product is annotated as unconventional myosin-X. Gene Ontology annotation, molecular function: cytoskeletal motor activity; ATP binding; actin filament binding. NCBI's taxonomy places the organism in Eukaryota, Metazoa, Echinodermata, Echinoidea, Camarodonta, Strongylocentrotidae. Gene Ontology annotation, biological process: vesicle transport along actin filament; actin filament organization. The transcript has 24 exons. Gene Ontology annotation, cellular component: cytoplasm; myosin complex; actin cytoskeleton. Bases 1 to 3276 code for a protein of 1091 amino acids. The record is from RefSeq and is a predicted model, not a curated record.
AUGAUCGUCAUCUUAAACUUCAUCAUCAUCAUCAUCAUAUGCAACAUAAUCAUCAUAAUCGUUGUCGUCAUCCUUACCAUCAUCAUUGUGGUCGUUGUCAUCGCUUUCAUCAUCAUUACCAUCAUCGCCAUCAUCAUCAUCGUGGUCGUUGUCAUCGCUAUCAUCAUCGUCAUCAUCAUCAUCAUCAUCAUUUCUGUGAGUGAGGUCCAAGUGCUGAAGGAGCAGCUCCGGGUCCUAAGUGCAGAGAUGACCAGUCUAAGACAGGCCCUUGGGUUUCACCAAAGACCACUACCAGGCUCACAUUCAAGACACGUCAUCAAUAACCAAGAUUCUGGUUACAGUGACAACCUCGCAGAGAGCCUCUCCGCUUCUUCCUCCAUCUCCUCGGCCUCAUCAACGACAUCGUCCACCGCGCCGAACAGCUCCUCGUACUCCGUCUCGUGCUCCUGCUUGUCCUCGGCGGCCAACCAGCAGCGCAGGACACCACCUUUGACCUCUGACCUCUACGGGCGACUGAAUGACCUGGUCAAGAUGCCGCGACCCGUGGCUGAGGAGAGUGUGUGUAAGGCCCUACAGCAGAGGUGGAUGUGCGGAGAGUGUCAGACAAAGAUAGGACCAAUCAUCAUAGCACUGAACCCACACAGAGGUCUAUCACAGGACCAGGUCCUGGAGCACAGUCAGCCUAGUCAGUACCCUCAUCUCCAGAAGCUAGCCCAGCGAGUCCAUGCACAGCUUGUGGAACAGCGCAGACCUCAGGCUGUCAUUCUAAGCGGUGAAAGCGGGAGCGGGAAGACCUACACAUCUCAGCUGUUUCUACGGCAACUGCACAGCCUCUGCAAGAAGAGACAGACAGGUGGACCGUUAGAUCAGACAGAGAACAAACAAUUUCAGAAUUUGACAAAUGCUUUCCACGUCCUGAGGGCUGUUGGAUGUGCUAAGACAAGACAUAACUCAUGUGCUAGCAGAUUGGGUCAUCAUGUUGAAGUUCACUUUGCGGGCAACACAAUAACGAGAACCAAGUUUCAAUGUCACUGGUUCGAUCAAAGCAGAGUGGUAGAUACUCCUGUUGGUGAACGUAACUUCCAUGUAUUCUAUCAGGUGCUAGCCGGUCUUUCUCAUGAAGAAAGAGCCAAGCUUCAUCUCCAUGGUUACGGUGUCCACAAUCUUGCCUACCUGAAACAAAGAACAAGCCCAGAGAAUGAGGGGGUGGAGAAAGAGAGAUUUCACACUUUAAAGGUUGCCCUGUCAACUCUUGGUAUUGAGUUCCUCGAUGUCAUGAGAAUACUGGCGGCCAUCUUGCUUCUGGGGAAUGUGCACUUUGUAGACGAUGGAGGGUAUGAGCUUGACAUUAAAGGUAGCAAUGAAAUCAAAGCAGUAGCAUCUUUACUUGGAGUACCUGGUGUAUCACUGUACCGAGCAUUGACAACAAGAACACAUACUCUCAAGGGACAAGCGGUUAAAACACUGUGCAAUGCUGAUCAGGCUAAUGAAACAAGAGACACGCUGGCGAAGGCCCUCUACUGUCGAAUGGUCCUAUCAGUUGUGAAGAGAAUCAACAGUGUGUUCAAGCCAAACUCGAAAUGUCCGCCAUAUGUAGCGCCCUCUAUCAGUAGUGAGGAUACACAAAGCAGUGGAGAUUCUUGCAGUAGACUGAGUGAUUCCACAAUGGAGUUAAAUGGCAGUUCAUCACUGACAGAGGGCAGUAGACAUUUAGAAGGCACGGUUCACAUCAUUGAUAUGCCAGGCUUCUCCAACACACAGUGCAAUAGAAUAGAAGACCUGUGCUGCAACUACUCAUCUGAGGUGCUACACCAGGUCUACCUCCAGCAAACCUUCAAGAAUUCCCAGGAUGCAGGUAGAGAGGACAGGCUCGUCAUGAAUCCUGUGCCAUUUCAAGAUAACAUUUCCUGUGUAGACUUUUGUGCUUCAAAGAACGGCCUGUUUUCAAGCAUCGAUGCAAUGUGUAAUCAACCGGAGCAACACACAGUAGAUGAACUGCUCAGCAGAACCAACAAGAAACAUAAAAAUGGUGUAUUUGCCGUUGAGCGUGAGAACAAGCACCUGUUCACCAUCAGACACACAUCAGGGGAGGUGAGGUACAGUGCAGCAGACUUCCUAAAGAGAAGCAGGGAUGUGAUCAGUGAUGAUGUCCUCACCAUCUUCAGGAGGAAAGGAUGUAGCUUUGGCUUUGCUUCUUAUCUCUUUGCUCCUGAACUCAAGCUUCUUCAAGGAAAAGCUGUGAAGGGUCUACUAUUCCGGAUCUGUCCUAGACCGCACCUCUCUACCCAGUCUCAUCACAUCCUAUCAGACCCCAGCAUUGGGAGUUUACCCAUCGACAGUCAUCAUCGUCUCAGUGAGCUGCGGGACUCCCUCACUAGGCAGCAAGCACAAUUUCAUUUCAUACAGUGCAUCAAGAUUAAUGAUCAGGAAUCGAGUAGCCAGUUCUCCUAUGCAGUGGUAGCCAGACAGACACAGGCCUUUCAGCUUAUGGCCACCAUAAAACACAUGACAGAUGGUUAUCCUCACUAUGACACCAUAGAUAACUUUGUCAGGAGAUAUCAAAUGAUGCUAGAAAGAUGGCAGAGGAACAAAACACCAAGAGAUCAAUGCAAAGUGAUAUUGGAACAGAUCAUGAGAAGAUGUGAACUGAUUGAAUCAGUGAGUACUCAGAACAAGUGGAUCAUCAGUGAAAACAGGGUCUUCUUCAGCGAAGAGACGAGACAAGGUCUCGAGUCUGUACGUGAUGGCCAUCGUGACACGGCAGCACGUUUCCUCCAAUCCAAGGUACGCUGCUGGCUAGCUAGACGUCACUGGCCCUCAGACAUUGAUCCGUAUGAAGAGUGCAGAGAACACCAUGUCACAAAGAUAUCCUUCAGGGAACCCCUUUACGAAAGGAUCAAUUUCUCAGUGGGUGAUAACAGCAGCGUGAUGUCCGACGAUACGAGCAGUAUUGAAUGCAAGAAAGCUAGGAUGCAAAACAGGGUCUAUGAUACAGCUAAGGAGGACGUGCCUCCUCCAUUGCCUAGCAACCAUCCAUCUUCAGCAAAGAUCGAUACUGCCAAAGGGUUUCCUCAGACACGCAUCAUGAGAUGCAACUAUUCACCAGAUAUCUCGUGUGUAGAGCCACUGCUGAGAGCGGGCGAGCCCAUUCUGGUAAUGGGGGUGAGCAGCACCAAGGACAUCCUCAUCGUGGAGCACAAUAAUUGCACCUUACAGGUCCCUCUGAAACUCACCACUACACAGACUGGUGAUUGUAUCUUAGGAACAAGACUCUGAAAUGUCAAACAAGUAUAAAUGUAUGAAAUUUUGCAGGAGAGCAUACUGUAUACUGUACAACUCAACAUACCAGCAGUCACUCAUGCAUUAAUGCCUGGGGUGCCAAUAGCCAUUUUCAUCUACUGAGUUAUCCAGCCUGCAACGGAAGGGGCAAGCUUAGUUUACAAUGGAUGACAGCUCCGAACAUACACAUGGGGAACUAGCAGAUACAUUGGCCCUCAUGAUCAAAAAGUUAUACCAAGCCUAAGUAGUCUACUAAAAUGCUCACCUCUUCAACAAAGCACUGUAAUUUGCUAUCAAGAUGAACAGUCAAAAACUUCAAUUAUUUCAAAAGUUAUUUAUUUGAACUAUUUAUUAAUUCAAUAUUCUCAAUGUCAAAUACUUCGUUUAUUCCUUUUUGUGACCAAAUUGAUGAUUUUAUUUAUUUAUAUUAAUGUUCCCAACAAUUUGUAAAGAAAUCAGUGGUUGACACUCGGCCUUCUGUGAAUCUGCCAAAAUUUGGUUGCUCUCUAGAAAAGUGGGUGCUCUUUUUUAACGAUGAGAGUCCAUGAAGAAUCACAUGAAAUUGCACCAGUUAGACAUGAAAUGUCACAUCAAGGAUUCAUGACAUUUUUUGCUUCUUUGACAUGCAUGUUUUGAAUAACGUGUGUAAUAAACAAUAUAAGACGAUGACCUGCUGUACCAUUGACAAGUUCUAGUUUAAAACUAUUACGAUUGUACUUUGUAUGAAGCAAAUGCUAUUAGAGGAAGUAUGGACACUGUUAACAUUGCUAGUCAUAUAAUGAGGUUUUUUUAAUUAUUUCUUCUCAGAUGAACCCUGUGUAUUGCAAUUGUUCUAAUCCUGUUCAAGGCAGACUUAUGAUAUUUAGAAAUGGUACUUAUAGACAAAAAGACAGGUUUCUCCGUCAGAUAAAUUGUGGUUCAACAAAAUCCUGCUCUGUUGUAAUAAAUCUGUUCAUAAAUGUAUAGAUGUAUUCCUACAUUCAGAAGAACAAAUAUCCUCAAGUAUAUUUAUCACCAUUAACAUGAUCAAAGAUCAGGGAACCAUGUGCUGUAUUCCUUUUAUACUAUGACCAAAUUCAGUAGAUAUCUUUUCCUCUAAUAAUUCACUUCGUAAUGAAACUUUUUAGAAAUGUGCCAGAUUUUUCUAAUGAGUGACGUGGUUGAGAAAAAACCUUAAAAAUGAUUGAUAGCCGGUUACUUCAUUCCAGAGAUGGAAGGGAAAUCCCAGGAAUAUCUUGACUAAAUAACAAUUCUUUCAUUAUUGGUACACUUUCAUUUAUCUCCAUAAUGGUUCAGGGGUGUGAAUACAUAUUGGAGUGCUGUGUUCAAUUCAAUAAUGAUAAGUGUAGAUAAAAAUUCACAUCAUUUGGAAAGGUUCUUAUAUCUGUAUGUAUGACUGUUUUCUUUCACAGCGUUUUGCUCUGAAAUUGUAACAUCUAUCAUUCUGUGAAUAUACAUAGCAAUGCCGAAGUUUAUUUUAUAUAAAAUGGAAGAUAUUGUUUCAUUUAGAAACUUCAGUGUAAUAAAUCGAGCUUCCUCCUUUUUUUCUUUACGUGAAAGUAUACUUUCUUACAAAAAAUGCUUAUAUCCUAUACAAAUGGUGCUAAACUUGCAAAGGGUUGGAAUUAUUAUUAUGAUUUGCAUUAUGUUUUUGAAGGUUUUAACAUACUUUUUGUGACAAUGAUUCAAUGACAAGCUCUGAACAUUAACGUAGCUAGAAAAACCGUCCUUACAGGCAAACUGCUGCAACUACUGGGCCCCGUAACCCAAAGGUUUGCGAUCAAUUGCAAAUAUGAAAUAAUGAUUUUGGUUGGUUAAUAGUAAGCCUUGUUAACAAUAUGUGCAUGCAAGGGUAAUUUUGAUUGGCCAUUACUAUUUUGCAACUGAUCGCAAACCUUUGUGUUUAUACAGGUCUCAGUCUUUCAAAAUAUUACCAACUGGUUAUAUUUUCAAACAAGUUGGAUAUUUAAUACCAAAAGAUUGGAAAAGUAGACAAGACAGCCUUGCUCAGGCUACGUAUUAAUCAUUUAAACUUUGUAAGAAAUUAUAUUCUAGAUGAUCUGCAUUUAUAUGACAACUCGUAUAUUGUACCUUUGUUUUGGGACUAAUAAUUUAUAAUGCAAAGUGUAAAUAACAAGAAUGAUUUUGAAUGAUCAUUCUCAAUCUCUCUCUCUCUUUUCAUCGCUCAUUUGUCUCUUGAGAUCUCAAUUAUCUUGAAGCCUCGAUUUUCUUGCCAUUUUUUUCUUUGACAGGGGUUAUUUUGUAGCAUAUAUUUUUGACAGUAACCUUAACUGUAGAUUCUUUACACACUAUAAAUGUGACGAACAUGUUUAAAACUGGGAACAGCUUGCGUUAGUUCAAUACUGUUAGUUUUAUUGUAUUAGGAUUAUAUGUACUAUACAUAUACAAUGGAUUUUAUUGAUUAUUUGGCAGAUGUUCUUGCAUAGACUACAGUAUCAAAAUAUGGAUAAUAUUUUUUUGACAAGAAAUUAUUACUGACUGAAUAGGUUUGGUGCUAUAAAAAUGAUCUAGACAAUUUUAUUUUCCUUUAAUGAAUUUGCUAUGGGGUAUGAAUGAGGGAUGAUGAACUUGAUGUGAUACCUCUGUGAUACAAUUUUUGAUGCCCCAUGUGAUUGUUUAAGUCCAAGGCCAGUACAUUAUCAAUGUGAGAGCAUUCAAAUCAUUGUAUUAAAUUUACCAUUUCUGUUUUCUGUAGGCCCUUUUUUUUUUUUAUAUAAAGAAAAAAUAAUAAAAAAUGGGAAUUUGAAAUGUAAUCAAAUAUCAGCCAAGGAAAAUAUCAAAUGUAAUGUAAGUGAAUCCAUUUUAUAUUUUAUUUUCAAUUUGUUAAUAGUAUUGGAAUUUGACAAAUUAGGCAUGAACAGUUUUCUUCUUGAACUCUUUAUAAUGACUUCAUGCUUAUUUGCGUGAGAAAGACUCUUUAUGUGUUUCUUAAUGAAUUACUGUUUUUUUUAGUUACCCUCUAAUAGGUUAAAAUGACUGUGUUUUACAUGAGCAAAACACAUUUUAAUGUACCAAAUGUAAAACAGGUGUUAAUUUAAGGUGAAAUUGUCUUUAAAUAAAGUUAUGUUACAUAUUGUAUAAAAGAUCAUGUAUAUCAAUUCAACCCAUAAAACUAUUGAAAUAUUAAAUGCAUUAACAUGUAUGAACACUAAAAA